Molecule: messenger RNA, 1212 nt
Organism: Australozyma saopauloensis
Lineage: Eukaryota; Fungi; Ascomycota; Pichiomycetes; Serinales; Metschnikowiaceae
Exons: 1
Coding region: 1-1212 (403 amino acids)
Cellular component (GO): cytoplasm
Molecular function (GO): ATP hydrolysis activity; ATP binding; GTP binding
Source: RefSeq, a predicted model, not a curated record
AUGCUUCUACGAACUUUUUCAACGUCUUGUAAAGCCUUCGCAAAAAAAGAGGUCGCGAAAAAGACAAAGCAUUUGGGCCGUGCAAGUAAUAACUUGUCUCUGGGUGUUGUUGGUCUAGCAAAUGUAGGCAAAAGCACGUUCUUUCAAGCUAUCACGAAAUCCACGUUAGGAAACCCCGCUAACUACCCUUUCGCUACCAUCGAAGCAGAGAAGUCUUUCGUUGUGGUUGAAAGUGAAAAGCUCAAUCACUACCAGAAACUAUUCCAGUCUAUAAAAAAGGUUCCUACCUCACUUACAGUGUAUGAUAUUGCCGGUUUGACCAGAAACGCUUCCACGGGACAAGGCCUCGGAAAUAAAUUCUUGAGUGAUAUUCGUAUGGUUGAUGGUGUUUUCCAUGUCGUGAGAGGCUUCAGAAACGACGAUAUCACCCAUAUCGAGCACUCAGUUGAUCCGGUCAGAGACAUCACCAUUGUGACUGAUGAACUCAUUCUCAAGGACUUGGACUACAUUGAGACUGCAAAGGAAUCUGCUCGCAAGACUUUGAAAAAACCUUUUGCUGACAAGGCAGCUGUCGAAUUCGAAUUGGAACUUCUUGAGAGACUCUCUGAUACACUCUAUUGUGGGACAAAGGCCUCAUCAGUAGAAUGGCUGGAUACUGAAAUCGAUGUGAUUAACCAACUCAAUUUACUUACAGCCAAGCCUACAGUCUAUCUUUUGAACGUCACUGUUCCAGAUUACGUGAGUGGCACAAACGAGUUUUUAGAUAAGGUCAAGGAAUGGAUCGAAGAGAAUUGUCCACAGGACAAAUUGAUGUUGUUCUCUGCGGAAUAUGAGACUCGUCUCAAUGAGUUGGAGUCGGCCGAUUUGCAGGCUUACAAGGCUGAAAAUGGAAAUAUGCCUAGUGCAUUUCCUGGUAUUGUUGAUUCUAUUAGAGAUGCUCUUCGCCUUAUUUCGUUCUAUACCUGCGGGCCCAAAGAAGCUCACCAGUGGACCGUUCAGGAUGGAUCCACUGCUCCAGAAGCAGCAGGUGCAAUUCAUACCGAUUUUAAGAAGAGCUUUAUAUCAGCUCAGGUCUACAAAUGGGAGGAUCUCAAGGAAGAGGCUGCUCCUCUCGAUGAGGCCUCUUUAAAGAGUCGCGGUAAACAGUUGAGAGUCGGAAAGACCUAUUUUGUUGAGGAUGGUGAUGUGAUGGUUGUCAAAACGGGCCGCUAA